AGGAAUGCAAAUGGUAAUCUCUGGCUACGGCUGCGACUGCGCGGGUUAAGAAGUACGUCGGUAUUUUUUUUUGAAACAAUUUUUUAACUUUAAUUUUUCCAUCAAACAGGAACGCUCCCUUUUUAUCGCAUUUAUUUUGUCGUUUUGAAGUUACUUUUUUGCUUUCCAUUUUUACUUCCCAUUUUUUACUUCCCCUUGGAAUAUACUUCGCAUCGGCGGCACUUCCCUCUUGAUACCUCCAACGCGACCACACCUGCGUAUUGCCUCAACGCGAACUUCGCUUUGCGCCCUAAACAGAAGGAAACCCCACUUGUACGCCCUUCCACAUCCCCUGUGUGCCAAAAUGACGACAUACACGUUGGUUCUACUAAGGCAUGGUGAAAGCACUUGGAACAAGGAGAACAAAUUCACCGGCUGGACGGACGUGCCCCUGAGUGAACAGGGAGAGCAGGAGGCCAUAGCCGCGGGAAACUACCUGAAGGAGAAGAACUUCCGCUUCGACGUGGUGUACACGUCGGUGCUGAAGAGAGCCAUCACCACCACAUGGAAUGUGCUCAAGACGGGAGACAUGCUGCACGUCCCAGUUAUUAAAACGUGGAGACUAAACGAAAGGCAUUACGGAUCCCUACAAGGACUCAACAAAUCGGAAACAGCCAAAAAAUACGGAGAGGAACAAGUAAAAAUUUGGAGGAGAUCCUAUGACAUCCCUCCUCCUAAGCUAGACAAAGAGGAUAGUAGGUGGCCAGGACACAACGUCGUUUAUAAGAACGUGCCAAAGGAUACGCUACCCUUUACAGAAUGUUUGAAGGACACCGUCGAAAGAGUUUUGCCCUUCUGGUUCGAUCACAUAGCACCUGAUAUUUUGGCAAAUAAAAAGGUCCUCGUGUCUGCACAUGGAAAUAGCUUGAGAGGGCUAGUGAAACAUUUGGAUAGCUUAACUGAAGCUGACGUGUUGGAGCUGAACAUCCCCACGGGUGUUCCCCUAGUCUACGAGUUAGAUGAAAAUCUGAAGCCCAUUAAACAUUACUACUUGCUGGACAGCGAGGAGCUCAAGAAGAAAAUGGACGAAGUGGCCAACCAGGGGAAGGCCAAGUGAGGGCCGGCAGCACCGGAGAAGAGCAGCAGAGAAAAGCAGCAGGAGUAGUUCGCCAGGCGUGCCGUCACGCGACCCCUGUUAGCCCCCAACCGAGGCAUAUAACGAGACGACCAUGCGGUUACAAAGAGGCAAUCCGAACGAUGGGCAAAUAACCAGUGCGCGAUCGCUUCGCGGUGGCGCCUUGCCCGCGUUGUAGCCACCUCCUUCCCGUGUUCAGCCGCACAGAGGUGGUGGUGGUGCGGGGAAGAAGUUCAGCUGCCAUGAGUGUAGUAGCUUCAUACGUGCAGUAGCUCCACACGUGCAGCUAACUUUCCUCGCGCACAUACGACGAGCAUGCCGCCGCAACGUCGCACAGGCACCCCCCCCAAUGACGCCUUUUUCUCCACGCGGGCACCACUUGCAUGCACUACAAAACCGUUUCUGCUUAUAAACAUGUACGUACGUUGCUCAAAACUGCCCCAAACGAAUUAAAAACUGACUGGAAAGAUAAAACUGUAAAAGGAGAGCGCAUCCCCGUUAAGCAUUGCGCAAUUAAGCUUUGCGAACUU
Plasmodium vivax (malaria parasite P. vivax) is the source of this 1644-nucleotide messenger RNA. Its product is annotated as 2,3-bisphosphoglycerate-dependent phosphoglycerate mutase, putative. Gene Ontology annotation, biological process: glycolytic process. Bases 344 to 1096 code for a protein of 250 amino acids. The record is from RefSeq and is a predicted model, not a curated record. Lineage: Eukaryota; Apicomplexa; Aconoidasida; Haemosporida; Plasmodiidae. The transcript is spliced from 3 exons. Gene Ontology annotation, molecular function: intramolecular phosphotransferase activity.